Rhinocladiella mackenziei CBS 650.93 is the source of this 1311-nucleotide messenger RNA. RefSeq lists its product as uncharacterized. The transcript has 2 exons. Bases 1 to 1311 code for a protein of 436 amino acids. Gene Ontology annotation, molecular function: protein binding; structural molecule activity. Gene Ontology annotation, cellular component: nuclear pore outer ring; Seh1-associated complex. The record is from RefSeq and is a predicted model, not a curated record. Gene Ontology annotation, biological process: cellular response to amino acid starvation; positive regulation of TORC1 signaling. NCBI's taxonomy places the organism in Eukaryota, Fungi, Ascomycota, Eurotiomycetes, Chaetothyriales, Herpotrichiellaceae.
AUGGCCAAGACAGAGGAGUUCGAGACGGGCCAUCAUGACCGAGUCACCGUACUCAGCAUCAACUUCAACGGUACCAGGAUCCUCACCGCGUCCAUCGAUCACCGCAUCAAAGUAUGGGAUCGAAAUCCUAAAACCGGCGAGCGCAUGUUGACUGACACCUUCACUGCUCACGAUUCUGAUAUCAGGGAUGCCAAAUUCCUCCAUCCAACAACAGGAUCUCACAUUGCCACCAUUGGCAGUGACCUAAAGUUCCAUUUAUGGACCGAAGACAUGUCACAAGCACCGAACCGUGGCCGCCGUUUCCGUCGCAUCGCCACAAUCCCUUCAACGCCCCGAGUGCCCUUUGUUUCAAUGGACAUCAAGACAGUCGAUAAUGUCUACACCACCCUUGCACUCAUCGACCGUCAGGGCCUCUUGUCCAUCUACGAACCUACAAAUCCGGACGACUUCAAGGAAUGGACUCUGGUGGAUGUCUUCGACGUCUGCGGCUCUAACCCGCCCGGAAGAGGAGAGGAGACCAGCUUCAAGGUCCGUUGGGACCAGAAUCCAACCCCUCUAGCUUACGUGAACAGCCUCAGCGACGACCGCAACCAACUCAGCCUCGUAGUGUCAGUGCUCAACGAGGUGAAAAUCUACCGCUCUGUCGUUCCCAAUGGAGACGUAGGCGCAGGGAUUGCCAGCAAUGGUGCAAGUCACCGGAUCAUAUUCUACGAGGCAGCAAGAUUACCCCGGCACCCGUCCUUGGUACGAGACGUUCAGUGGGCCCCGUUCAGUGUCAGAGGCACGGACCGCAUCGCGACUGCGUGUAAAGACGGAGCGGUACGCAUCUUCGAACUCGGAGUUACAGAAGGCCCGAAUGAGAAUCUGAAUGGGCAGUCAGGGAACACAGAUCCAUCCUCCACAUCCUCCACGUCACGGAGUAUGCCCCCUUCACAAAGGCAGCAACAGCAAUCGAGCCUCACGUCCGCCAUCAUCGGUCGUGCUCAUCAGAUCUCUUCCAAUUCACCGGCUCUCUCUGCAUCGAUAUCUGCUCCUUCUCGAUCCGCCAGAACAGGCCACACCUUUCCCUUCUCGACCACUAUCCAGUCAUCGACGUUACUGUCGAACGCGCACUCCGAUGCAUGGUCGCUCUCUUUCGACGGACAGGGCCAAGUGCUCAUGAGCAACGGAUCAGAUGGAGUAACGAAGCUGUGGCGGAAGAGUGUGCUGGGUGGCCAGUGGUUGGUCUUUGCUGGGCAGGAAGUGUUGGACGCCGAUGAGGAGACGGAUGGGGAAGAUCGAGACGAGGACGGGGAGGGCGACAGCGAUUAA